Molecule: messenger RNA, 1140 nt
Organism: Caenorhabditis briggsae
Lineage: Eukaryota; Metazoa; Nematoda; Chromadorea; Rhabditida; Rhabditidae
Exons: 8
Coding region: 1-1140 (379 amino acids)
Source: RefSeq, a predicted model, not a curated record
AUGGGAGAUCAGUAUUUGUGUCUGGACCAAGUGAAAGUGGAUGGGAAUUUGCCUCCUCCACCACCAUCCAAAGCUGGAGCUCCAAAGCCGAACAUCCCUCCUCCGCCGCCUCCACCACCGCCUAAAUUUUCUCAGCCGCCACCACCACCUCCGACUAUCCCAUCACCGAAAUCACACAGGGAAAAAAGCAAGAGCAAGAAUAGAAUCGACAACCGAAGUUCCAGUAGAAAGGAAUCGUCGGAAGGGAUGACUCCGGACAGUGCAUUCGAGGAGGAAGGACACCGUCCUAUGGUCCGCUUCAUAAUUGCCAUCACUAAUGGACUAUUCUUGAUAGUUUUGUUACUAUGGACACUUACUCUACUGACCGGCUUUCAUAUGGUGGAGAUCUCCUUUAUUAAUGACCUAACAGUACUCUCAAAGACAACUGAGUACACAAUGAAUACUGUAGAGCCAGCAGUUUCUAGUCAACCUUCUCGAGCGAUUGUAACCCUGACAAUAUUUUUGAUCUCUUUGACUGGUUUAGUCGGAAACUUUGCGGUUUUCAUGUAUGCCACAAAUCUGAAAAUUCUUCAAAAUUCAUUUGGCCGUCUGUCAGCAUCCCAAUCAUUUGCUGAAGCUGUUCUAUGUGCAGUUUUUCUGGGUUUCUAUUGCCCGAUGGUUUUGUUUGAAAAGAACACACGCAUCCUCAUCGCACUGUCCUACUUGUUUCCCUGCUUCACAUCUAUCUACAUGCAUCUGGCAAAUGAUUGUCUUCUUCCAUACGUUGAUUUUGGUUGGUACUUUGGUGUAAACACUUCCGCCAAUUGUGACAUCAUUCGCUUCUAUGUCGAUUUCUGUAAGGAUUUCGGUGUGGUUGCAGUUAUCGCAGUUGUAGAUGUCGUGACAAUUGUAAUGAUAAAGGUCACAUCACCAGAGACAGGAGCGGUUUUUGCAGCAGAACUUCUGCUAUUUUUCAUAGUCUCUCGUUGUCAGGCUCACCCUGUUUCGAUAUUUCUUUGUACUACUGUAGCAUGGAGCCUGGUACAUACUAUCGAUCCACUGGUGCUGAUAUUAUUUAACAGAGAGUUCCGGAAUUUGUUGAUGAAAAAUCCGAUGAGAUGGAGUAGCAAUAACAGCAACAACAGAGUAGAAACAAGAUAA